GGGAGCGGCUCAGGUGGGGAUGAGCCCGAGUACCUGCCGGCCGUCCGGGCUGGCCCUCGCGCUGCUGCGAGGAGCUAGGGGAAAGCGGAGGCAUUCCUGCAGAAGUGCUGAGUCCUGGGGCGGCAGCUGAUGAAGAGAGUGCCCCUGAGUCCCUGAGUGCCUGAGCUGAAAGGGGUUAGAGAGGGGCCGGCAUGGGCCUCGAGUUACCUGCACCUUGGCUACUGCUCUUCACCUGGCUCCCAAAAGGGUGCCUGUCCUUGUUGGUGACAGUCCAGCACACAGAACGCUAUGUCACCCUGUUUGCCUCCGUCGUCCUCAAAUGUGACUAUACCACCUCUGCCCAGCUCCAGGACGUGGUGGUGACGUGGCGCUUCAAGUCCUUCUGCAAGGAUCCCAUCUUUGACUACUACUCUGCGUCAUACCAGGCAGCUCUGUCCCUGGGCCAGGACCCUUCCAAUGACUGCAACGACAGCCAGCGGGAGGUUCGAAUUGUGGCCCAGAGGCGGGGUCAGAACGAGCCUGUGCUUGGGGUAGAUUACCGGCAGCGCAAGAUCACCAUCCAGAACCGAGCAGAUCUUGUGAUUAAUGAAGUGAUGUGGUGGGACCAUGGAGUGUAUUACUGCACCAUUGAGGCUCCAGGGGACACAUCAGGUGACCCAGAUAAGGAGGUGAAGCUCAUUGUCCUACACUGGCUGACAGUGAUCUUCAUCAUUAUGGGAGCCCUCCUCCUGCUCCUGCUGAUUGGAGUGUGCUGGUGCCAGUGCUGUCCUCAGUAUUGCUGCUGCUACGUCCGCUGCCCCUGCUGUCCCAAUCGCUGCUGCUGCCCCGAGGAAGCCCUGGCCCGCCACCGCCACAUGAAGCAGGCUCAGACCCUAGGCCCUCAGAUGAUGGAAAAACCCCUGUACUGGGGGGCGGACAGAAGCUCCCAGUUUUCAUCUUAUCCAAUGAACCAACUGCUGCAGCGAGAUUUGUCCCUGCAAUCCAGCCUCCCGCAGAUGCCAAUGACCCAGACCACUGCUCACCCUCCCAUCACCAAUGGUGUCCUGGAGUAUUUGGAGAAGGAGUUGCGGAAUUUCAACCCGGCCCUACCCCUGACCCCUGACCUCAAAGCCAUAUCCGGCCAACCCUGCAGUAUGCUGUCCUCCCUGGGCUCGGAGGUUGUGGAACGUAGAAUCAUCCGCCUGCCCCCACUGAUCAGACACCUGCCGUCUGCUCCGAGGACCAGCAACUCCUCUCGCCAGCAAUGGCUUCCCCCGGUUUCUCCAGGACCCUGGCAUUUGAGUGAGGAGAGAAGGCAGCACCACCUCUCUGAUUUCCACCAGGAGCUCCAGGACCGGGAGCCUAGGCGAUGGGCAUUGGAACGAAGGGAGCUGGACCACCUUCGGGGUGGAAGGCACCGCAGCUCCAGGCUGAACACAUCACCCAUGCCCUGGUCAGACGGGGAAAGCCUCAGCGAUGGCCCUUUGUCCAGUGAGGACCGCUGGCAGUGGCUCAACCACCCGCCUCUCCGGAGCCGUUACCCAGACAGACCCCGCCGGCCCAGCCCGCGGGAGAGCGCCCACAGGCAGCAGACACGCAGGCACCGCAGCUACUCCCCUCCCCUGCCCUCGGACCUCAGUUCUUGGAGCUCUGAGGAGGAGAAGGAGAGACAACCCCGGAGCCGGGGGGCCCACCGCCGCCGUCCACACUCCCCAAACUGGCCUGAGGAGAAGCCACCCAGCUACCGCUCACUGGAUGUCAUCCCAGGCAAGAAUGGCAGGAAAAAAGGGAAUGUGGAGAGGCGCUCGGAGAGAGACAGCUCCCAUAGUGGAAGGAGUGUGGUCAUUUAGUCACCGGGCACAGCACCACUUCAGUGGCUACUUCUUAGCUCCUGCAUGUCGUCAGCAUCACCUAGACUUCCAGGUGACUUGGCAAGGACACUGCAAGUCUACAUUUAACAAGUUUGGGCUUAGAUUCUGAGAAUCAAACUGAAGAAUUUGAAAAACAAGAUUUUUGGAAUUAACGACUUAAUUUUAGCCUUGGUUUCCAUUGUCUGCAUAUGUAGAUAGUCUCUGACUUGUAAUGAACCCAAAUGAGAUGUGAUUGAUUCCUCAAGAUCUUAGUAGCCUGAGUCUUCUACUAGGUUACACUGCUCAGAACCAUGAGCAUUCUCAAAGAGAGAACUCAGGAAUCUUUAAGAAAAAAAUCAACUAUGUUUCAGGAGCAGAGAAUCUAUGGAGUACUAUAGGGUGAGUUUCAUGGGAACUUAUGUCACUCUAGAAUAUCUAGAGAGUCCCUCCAUGUCAGAAGUCCACCGUGCUGUCCCCAUGUCCCAUCCCAAGUGCUUCUGAGGACCCAGUAAGAGACGGCACAGGAAAUACUUCAACAAUGUGCUCUCUUACAAGAUAUUUAUUGCAAGUACAGAAAAUCACAGGAAGCAGCUUUGCACCAGCCUUACUUUUCCUCUUUUCU
Molecule: messenger RNA, 2451 nt
Organism: Artibeus jamaicensis (Jamaican fruit-eating bat)
Lineage: Eukaryota; Metazoa; Chordata; Mammalia; Chiroptera; Phyllostomidae
Gene: ILDR1
Product: immunoglobulin like domain containing receptor 1
Exons: 8
Coding region: 192-1829 (545 amino acids)
Cellular component (GO): plasma membrane
Molecular function (GO): high-density lipoprotein particle receptor activity
Source: RefSeq, a predicted model, not a curated record